UUGGAGAGGGGUGACAGAUAUAUCUUGCUCUUUAGCUGCACCAUUGAAUGAUUUAAAUCUUCCCAGGCCUUCACUCAUCAGUCAGUUAAGAGAAACGUCCGGCAAGCAGCAUCACCAGCAGCUCGAGCUGAGCGCGUAAAAAAGCAUCCAGAUCACUCAGAGACGAAAUGUUGGGGAUGCAUCCCAGCUCAACCACCACGACGCCUUUUUCAGUGAAGGAUAUUUUGAAGCCGGAUCACCACCAUGACUUUGAAAAUGAGUUCUUGAUGACCGAUCAAGUUGUUCCGAUGCAUUUUCAACACGCGCACGGUGCGUCCAGGAGCGGGGACAUUUACGAGUGCCAGCCUGAGCCAUGCGUCCCCGGGAUGCAGGAGAAGCUCGGGACUCUAAACUCAGCAGCAGAAGAGGAGAUGAAUGAACAGGACAUAAGCGGUCUGGACAGUUCACCUGACUGUGACAAAAACUUAAAAAGCGGACCCAGACAGCGCAGGAAGCCCCGGGUCCUCUUCUCCCAGUCCCAAGUGUCCGAGCUGGAGAGACGCUUCAGGCAGCAGCGCUACCUGUCCGCCCCGGAGAGAGAGCACCUGGCCCACAUCCUCAAACUCACCUCCACGCAGGUGAAAAUCUGGUUUCAGAACAGGAGGUACAAAUGCAAACGCCAAAGGCAGGACAAGUCUCUGGAGCUGGCCGGGUAUCCACCUGCACCGAGGAGGGUGGCGGUGCCAGUUCUGGUGCGGGACGGGAAGCUGUGUGGCGCAGGGUCAGCGCAGUCAGCACCUUAUAACGUGACUCUUGGACAUUACAACCCCGUGUUUGGAUACGGAAACAGCAGCGUGUACGGCUGCGGGUAUCACAGUGUGUCUCCUUCAGCAGCCAGCGUGUCUAAUGAUCUAACAGGUAACAGCGAGGGGCCCUUCAGCCAUGGACACUUCCAGGCUUCAUUACAGGGCGUGAGAGGCUGGUGAUGCAACAAAAAUCACCUGUAUGGAAGAAAUAAUCAAAUACUUCAACGUUUUAUUGUAUAUUUUGUACGGAUUUGUAUCUGGUGAGUUGAAAAAGUCAGAAAAACAUAAAAAUAAGAUGAUUAGACUGAAGAAUAUCCUUUAUUAGGGAUUAUCUUUUUAUAUUUCUGAAUUAAAUAGCCUAAAAUCGAGUUAUUUUACAUGUUUAGCAAUCCACAAAAUACGUUAAUUUGCUACCAAUUUGCUUAGAAUAAAUGUUCUUUCUAAUGAAAUUCUUAUUUAUGUGUUUUAAACUGUAAUUCAUGUGUAAAAUCUUACAAAAGAUAAUACCACAUUUCCAUUACUCCCACUUCAGAUGCCUAAUGUUGCUCUUAGUGUCCAAUUAAAACCAGCAUACCUGAUUAGAAACCCUGUGGUUACACGAAGCUGUCCUCUCUGUUUGCACUUUAUCAAAGAGAGCCAUCAGAAAGCUAAUGGAUGGAGUGACAUCUGACCUGACAGGUCUGCUCUAUCAAACUGAGCUCAUUAUUGUCCCAUUCACAAAUCCGCUGAUAAGGCUGGAGAGCCUUGUCCUUGUCCCGCAGCUUUGCUUGGUAAACAAACCCGCAGACAGAGUGGCUCUUUAACUUUUUCAAACUUUCAAUCAAAGUGUGUGUGUGUGUGUGUGUUGGGGGGGGGACAGUUCCAGUCUGACCUGUCAGGAGCCACAUUCACUCACAAAGCAAAUAUUAAGACAAUUAAACGCCCCAAAACAAGCGUGAUUCAUUCAUCAAACAUUCAAAUAAUUAACGACUUGAUUAAAAUUUUAAAAAAUCAGACUGAGUGUUACCUUUAAUGGACACUGAGGCCAAAAAAAAAAAAGGCCCUAGGAGGAGAAACACCUCUGAGAUGUGCUGGAGGAGCGUCUCUGCACAGAUAAGGAUGAAGCUGCAGACAGAGAGGAGACCCGAGACACUUCAAGAGAUCAGAUAAGGCCUCUGCGUGUGCGUGUGUGUCAGAGAAAGAGAGGAGUUAUGUUAAUGGUGGGUGUGUGCAUGCCUUUAAUGCUAAAUAAAAAUAUUACCUUCACUAAAACAUCACAGAAUUUCAUUUUAGUGAGGGAAAUGUGGAAAAGUUUUGUUUUAUUUGUGAUUUUUUUAAAAUACAAAUUGAGGAUUUGGUCAGAUAGUGUCAUGUGCAGAGGGUUGAUGACAAACAGAGACAAUUGAGGUGCAAAUGGGGUAAAAAGUGGAGAUUUAAAAAGAGAGUGUGUGUGUGUGUGUGU
Molecule: messenger RNA, 2226 nt
Organism: Larimichthys crocea (large yellow croaker)
Lineage: Eukaryota; Metazoa; Chordata; Actinopteri; Sciaenidae
Gene: nkx2.7
Product: NK2 transcription factor related 7
Exons: 2
Coding region: 168-965 (265 amino acids)
Biological process (GO): regulation of transcription by RNA polymerase II; cell differentiation
Cellular component (GO): nucleus
Molecular function (GO): RNA polymerase II cis-regulatory region sequence-specific DNA binding; DNA-binding transcription factor activity, RNA polymerase II-specific
Source: RefSeq, a predicted model, not a curated record